GGGCGGAUCGACAGUUUGUAAACAUCAUUUUACGCUAGGAUAAGCACAACAUACUGGGUCACGUGACCGUCUGUGUAGUAACUGGACUUGACAGCGUAUGACUUAUGAACACGUGCUAUAUUAUGAAAUAAACAAAAAACGAAUCUGGAAUUACGUUCGUUAUACAGUGACACUAUUGGAUGGAUACAUUUAAGCUAAAAAGUGUAACGGAAUACUAAUCAACAUAAGAACAGUUUUUUAUCCGGACGUGCAGAACUACCUUAAAGAAAGACAAUAUAUCAGUUGUGCAAUCGGACAAAACUGAACAAAUGACAUUAAAUUAGAACACGUUAUCAAAUGUGUAGCCUAACGAAGAAACUGAACAGAUGGCAUUAAUGAAGAAUACUAUAUCAAAUGUGCAGCCUGACGAAGAAACUGAACAUAUGGCAUUAAAGAAGAACGAUGGCACAGUUGUACCACCGGACGGUGGAUUGGGAUGGAUGAUAGUUCUCGGUUCCUUUCUGGUGCAUUUAAUCACUGAUGGAAUAUUAUAUUCAUUUGGAAUUCUCUAUAUAGAGUUCUUAGACUAUUAUAAAGGUGGCAAAGGGGAGACUGCUUGGAUAGGUUCACUGGCAAUUGGUUUUCAGUUACUCGCUGGCCCAUUAGCGAGUAUCUUGACCAACAAGUUUGGAUGUCGAUUAACAACAAUAGUUGGUUCUGUGGCUGUUGCCCUAGGAUUUGUGCUCAGCAUUUUUUCACCAAAUCUUUAUUUCCUGUAUUUCAGUUUUGGUGCAAUUUCAGGUAUCGGGUUUUGUUUGACUUAUUUACCAGCUGUUGUUAGCGUAGGACACUAUUUUGAAAAGAAACGUACUUUUGCGGUUGGACUUGCAUCAUGUGGAAGCGGUAUAGGUUCGUUCAUUUUUAAUCCGCUCACAAAAUAUUUAAUUGAUGUGUAUGCAUGGCGAGGUGCAGUACUUAUUCAAGCGGGUAUUGUACUAAACUGUGUCCUUUGUGGAGCUAUAUUUAGACCACUAGAAAAGCAAACAACACCCGCACCUGAAACAAUGGCUUUAGAAAAACUUAAAGUUAGGGAAGGCAACUUCUUAUUGACUAGCGAUACCACAGAUUUAAGGUUGUGUGCCGAUAACAGUGAUAAUGUACAUGGCAGUCAAUCAUUCCUUGAGCAGCCUUCAACAUCAGAAGUUGAAAAUAGUAAACGUUACGCCUGCAAAGAUGAAAAUGGCUCGUUUCACUGUGAAAGUUCUUUACAAAAGAAAGAGAACCCACAAGAACAGCGACUUCGCGCAGAGGAUUUGGCUGAUCAGUUUCAUCGACAUGAAGAACUUUCUCCGAGUGAUAUAGAUUCCAAUACAUCUGCGUUGCUCCCCACGUCGGACAGGAAGACUAAAAGUUUUGAAUUGGUUGCUGACGACAAGACCAAAUUUGCAAAGACAUUGUGCUGUGGCUAUGGACGAACCGAUUUACAGCGUACGAUGAAGCAAUCGUGCAACUUCUCCCCACAGAAGAACUUGAUUUUCAUAAUGUAUCUAAUUUCAAAUGUCUUUGCCAGUUUAAGCCUCAAUGUCCCAUUCGUUUUCUUGUAUGGUCACGCCAUUGAUCAGGGAAUAGACACAGAGAGUGCUAAAUGGUUAGGUUCUAUUAUUGGGAUAGCGAAUACUUUUGGAAGAAUUUUAAGUGGACUUAUUGCGGACAAAUUCAAAAUUAAUCGGUUAUUGCUAUUCAAUACUACAUUGACAAUAUGUGGUAUUGCAACAACCCUUUGUCCUUUGUGCUUUAAUUUUACCUCGUUAGUUCUGUUCUCAUGCGUGUUUGGUCUUUCAUUUGGUAUAUAUGUUCCAUUGAUGUCAGUUGUCCUUGUUGACCUUUUAGGACUAGAGCUGUUAAAUAAUUCUUUCGGCCUGCUACUGAUGUUUAAAGGGAUUGCAAAUUUGAUUGGUCCACCGGUUGCAGGUUGGCUUUACGAUGCAACAGGAAGUUACGAUAUACCUUUCAUAAUUGGUGGCAUCACCUUGACUGCGAGUGGAAUAGUGUUGUAUCCUGUAACCUGUAUAAAGACAUGUCGUAAAAAUAAAGAGUGUAAAGGAGAAGAGCGUUCUAAUAAGACAAAACAUACUGGAUGAACAUUUAAAACAAAUAUUACCAUUCAUAUCCAGAGUUACCAGAAUUUUUUAAGCAUUCAGUGCAAGUGUUGUUACAAGAGAAAUAAAGUAUUAUCUAAACAGAAGACUGUCGCAAAAUGACAAUCAUUUAAAAGAAAAUGUAGUACGUUGUACGUUCAUAACACUUCAUUUAUCAUAUUGUACUCUUAAACCUUCA
Mercenaria mercenaria is the source of this 2316-nucleotide messenger RNA. Its product is annotated as monocarboxylate transporter 12-B-like. The transcript has 7 exons. Bases 366 to 2120 code for a protein of 584 amino acids. Gene Ontology annotation, biological process: transmembrane transport; monocarboxylic acid transport. Lineage: Eukaryota; Metazoa; Mollusca; Bivalvia; Venerida; Veneridae. Gene Ontology annotation, molecular function: monocarboxylic acid transmembrane transporter activity. The record is from RefSeq and is a predicted model, not a curated record.